This is a messenger RNA of Lodderomyces margitis, 3108 nucleotides long. RefSeq names its product ATP-dependent RNA helicase (gene NAM7). The transcript has a single exon. NCBI's taxonomy places the organism in Eukaryota, Fungi, Ascomycota, Pichiomycetes, Serinales, Debaryomycetaceae. Gene Ontology annotation, biological process: nuclear-transcribed mRNA catabolic process, nonsense-mediated decay. The coding region runs from base 1 to 3108 and encodes 1035 amino acids. Gene Ontology annotation, cellular component: cytoplasm. The record is from RefSeq and is a predicted model, not a curated record. Gene Ontology annotation, molecular function: DNA binding; RNA helicase activity; ATP binding.
AUGAGUAAUUUAAUUUACGACAAUUCGGGUGUGGUUGUAGGUGUUGAUGCUGGUGCUGGUGCCGAUGCUGCCGCACCUUUGCCAUCGAAUUUUAACAAUUUUCCAGCUUUUGACCAAUCACAAUUGCACUCAAUGGCACAGGAACAAAGAUUCGAUGAUGAUCGUCAACACAAUUUUGACGAUAACGCUUCUUUCCACGAGCAUGACCUUGGAUUGGCAAAUACAGCACAUAUUAGUGCGUUGAUUGAAAGUGAUGGGGAAGAGCAAGGUGAAGGGGAAGAAUUCCCAGAAUAUGAACAUGCUUGUGCUUAUUGUGGAGUACAUACCCCCAAUUCAGUCAUUAAGUGUAAUACUUGUAACAAAUGGUUUUGCAAUUCGAAAACAAAUUCAACAAGCUCGCAUAUUGUUACUCACUUGGUCAUGUCACGCCAUAAUCAGGUUAGUUUACAUGAGGAAUCAGAUUUAGGAGAAACUACUUUAGAAUGUUACAAUUGUGGAAACAAGAAUGUAUUCAUGUUGGGGUUUGUCUCUGCAAAGCAAGAAUCGGUGGUUGUCAUUUUAUGUCGGUUGCCAUGUGCUAGAUCAAAAGAUAUCAACUGGGACACUAGCCAUUGGCAAGCAUUGAUUGAAAACCGUCAAUUUUUAUCGUGGUUAGCACCACCGCCCACUGAGGAUGCAUUGACUAACUCCGUUAUGAUUACCCCGCAACAAAUUACCAAAUUAGAAGCACAAUGGAGACUAAAUAGAAACGCCACCAUCAAUGAUAUCGAAAAUACCGAUAAAAAGGAGGAAGAUGUUUUGCCAAUUUUGAUGCGGUAUACUGAUGGGUUCCAAUACCAACAAUCAUUUGGUCCAUUGGUGAAAUUGGAGGCCGAUUACGACAAAAAUUUAAAGGAAUCGCAAGCCUUGGAACACAUUCAAGUGAAAUGGGCCUUGGGGUUGAAUAAUAGGCAUUUGGCUUCAUUCACUCUUUCAACUUUUGAAACUACCGACUUGAAAGUUGCUGUUGGUGACGAGAUUAUCUUGAGAUAUAGCGGAAGUCAGGGAGAUGCUUGGCAAGGUCAAGGAUUUAUCCUCAGAUUGCCCAAUUCCUAUCAAGAAGAGUUUACCUUGGAAUUAAAUCCGGCAAAAGUUGCCCCACCAACCCAUUUAACCACCGAUUUCACGGCUGAAUUUGUCUGGAAAGGUACUUCCUAUGAUCGUAUGCAACAAGCGAUGAAGGAUUUUGCCACCGACGAUGAAUCAGUCUCAUCGUUUAUCUAUCAUAAGCUAUUGGGACACGAUGUUGCCCCUGUUGAGUUUGAUAUUGAAUUACCCAAGAAAUUUUCUCAUCCUAGAUUGACCGAAUUGAAUGUGUCACAAGCUAAUGCCGUUCGAUCGGUUUUGCAAAGACCAUUGUCUUUAAUUCAGGGUCCACCAGGUACUGGUAAAACUGUUACUUCAGCGACAAUUGUCUACCAUUUAUCACGGUUGAAUAAAGAAAAAAUUUUGGUGUGUGCUCCUUCCAAUGUGGCUGUUGAUCAUUUAGCGGCCAAAUUGGAUUUAUUAGGAUUGAAAGUGGUUCGAUUAACGGCAAAAUCAAGAGAAGACGUUGAAAGUUCGGUGGGACAUUUAGCAUUGCAUAAUGUGGUUAAUAAGACAGCCAAGGGCGAAUUGAAGAAAUUGAUCAAGUUGAAGAAUGAGGUUGGCGAAUUAUCAACUGAAGAUCUGAAAAACUAUAUCAAGCAUUUACGAUCAUCAGAAUUGAAGAUUUUGAAUAAAUGUGAUGUUGUUUGUUGUACCUGUGUUGGUGCUGCUGAUAAACGGUUAUCGCAAUUUAAAUUCAGAACUGUGUUGGUGGAUGAAAGUACUCAAGCCUCUGAACCUGAGGUGUUGAUACCUAUAGUUAAGGGAGCCAAACAAGUGAUUUUAGUUGGUGAUCACCAACAGUUGGGUCCAGUGAUUUUAGAUAGGAAGGCUGCUGAUGCUGGAUUGAAGCAAUCACUAUUUGAGCGAUUGGUGUUUCUUGGCCACGUUCCAAUCAGACUAGAGGUGCAAUAUAGAAUGCAUCCUUGUUUGUCGGAAUUCCCCAGUAACAUGUUUUAUGAAGGUUCAUUACAGGAUGGAGUAACCAAUGCCGAUCGAGUCGUUACUGAUUCGUCAUUCCCAUGGCCAGUCAUUGAUACGCCAAUGAUGUUUUGGGCCAACUAUGGACGUGAAGAAUUGAGUAGCAGUGGGAAUUCGUAUUUGAACAGAGUGGAAGCCAUGAAUGUUGAACGAAUCAUUACACGUUUGUUUAAAGAUGGCAUAAAGCCCGAACAAAUUGGUGUUAUUACUCCUUAUGAAGGGCAACGAGCAUAUUUAGUCCAGUUUAUGUCGAUGAAUUCGACGUUAUUGAGCAAGCGCGAUGAGUAUCUUGAAGUUGAAAUUACCAGUGUUGAUGCGUUCCAAGGACGAGAAAAGGAUUUUAUUAUCCUUAGUUGUGUUCGUGCCAAUGACUCACAAAGUAUUGGGUUCCUUAGUGAUCCGAGACGGUUGAAUGUUGCAUUAACCAGAGCCAAAUACGGACUAUUAGUUCUUGGUAACCCACGUGCUUUGAGUCGUAAUCGGUUAUGGAACCAUUUAUUGGUUCAUUUUAGAGAAAAGGGGUGUUUGGUUGAUGGUCCAUUGGAUAAUUUACAGUUGUCGAUGGUUCAAUUGAAUAAUUACACCACUGCCAACCGCAAUUUGAAGUCGUCGGGCCUGCAAAAGAAACUGGACCAUUAUCAUGCUCGAUUUGGUGCCCCCUCGACUACCUUUGCAACGGGUAAUUUUGAUUCUGUUUCGAAUGCAGGUACUGGUGGGUAUGCAUCGACUUUACGUGGUGGUGGUGCUGCCAAUCAAUCGAGGUUGAAGAAUGAGCUUUGGCCAGCAUUGAAUCAACUGCAAAAUGGCGAUAGUGCUGGUGAAGGUGAUGCCGCUGGGGAUGAGUAUUACAAUGGGUCCAAUUCCAUCAGUGCUAAUUUCUACUCUAAGUUGAACAAAUUGGACAAGAGUUUUGCCAAUGGUGGCAAUCGAUACCAUGAUGAGAAUAUUGAAGAUGAGAUUAAGAGCAUUACCAGUUCCUUUGCUGCUGGGUUGAACUUUUGA